GGCGUCAUUAAAGCUGGACAAAACACGGUAACAACAACAUUGUGUAACUGUCCGCACACACUUGAAACAAAGUCACGUUGUUUGGUAGUUCUGUUAAAAACAAGCGGCAUGUCUCUUCUGCGGUUGUGUGCUUCCACAGCCAAACACUUCGCGCCCAAGCGGCUCCUCGGCGACUCUCUCUUUACAGGAUGUGCCCGGACGGCCAGCGGGGCCGCGAAGGACCAGGAGCCGCUGAGGAAAGCUAAGACCCCGCAGGGCCGCUUUGACAUGACCGAGGAGAAGAGCAAGGACGUCUUGGAAAAAUUCCCUGAUGAUGUGAACCCUGAAACUAAGGAGAAAGGGGGCCCCAGGGGUCCGGAGCCCACACGCUAUGGAGACUGGGAGAGGAAGGGCCGCUGUAUAGACUUCUAGUUGAUUGUCUAUGUGUCUGCUUGAUCGCUGCUGCAUGGCGGAGAUGGGUUUGUCGGUGGUUAAGGUGACAGGGCGGGUGCGUGACAUGCUGCAUCCACAUUAACAGAAGUACAGACUGCUGCUCAUUGUGAUACAUAUUUACCAUACAGGAAAAUAUUUUAGAGGUGUAACAGCUUCAACACCUUUGUCCUACCUAUUUGAUUGUGUUAGCAUAAAUAUUAGGACGUUAUCUUAUAAAUUAAAUGGUUAUAAAGCAAAAGCAGUUGUAGUUUGCCAUUAUUUCCCUUAAUGCCACUUUAUCUUGUGAGUAACUUAAAGUGCAUCUUGACUGCUUCAGAGGAGUCAGACAGAGCAUUACCCAGUCACACUGUAAAUUAUUUUGUUUUAGUUAAAUCUCAACAGCGAUCACUCAUAUUUGUUGGAAGACAUAUUUUGCACAUUGGUGAUGUUUUGUUUUAUGUGAGUGAAUGCUGGUCAUGCCAGGUCAUUCCAUCUUGUACAAAAGUCUGAAUGUCUUGAUCAAUAAAAAGCAAGAUUAUUAUAUCUGCAAGUCAACUGA
Myripristis murdjan (pinecone soldierfish) is the source of this 970-nucleotide messenger RNA. RefSeq names its product succinate dehydrogenase complex assembly factor 4 (gene sdhaf4). The record is from RefSeq and is a predicted model, not a curated record. Gene Ontology annotation, cellular component: mitochondrion. Lineage: Eukaryota; Metazoa; Chordata; Actinopteri; Holocentriformes; Holocentridae. The transcript has 3 exons. The coding region runs from base 109 to 411 and encodes 100 amino acids. Gene Ontology annotation, biological process: mitochondrial respiratory chain complex II assembly.